GGUUCAUUGGAGACUCUUAAUUGACCGUAGGUGUGAAUGUGAGAGUGAAUGGUUGUCCGUCUCUGUAUGUGGCCCUGUGAUAGGCUGGCGACCUGUCCAGGGUGAGCUGGGAUUGGCUCCAGCCCGUCACCUGCCCGCCUGUCGCGCUGCUCCUCCGCUGUAACUCUUUCCUGUCCAGUGAAGGAAACAGGACAGCUAUAAAUAACUCGGGCGGCUCCACAGGUUGGACCGUCGGAGGCUGAGAGGCUGCGGGCUUCAGAGUGAGGCGGGGCCGCGGGGCUGGAUGCUCACAGACCAACGCCGCGGACCCCCCCCCCCCCCCUCCAUUGAUCAGCACUGUGAAGAAGGCGGAUCCUGUGACGUAGUCGCCAAGCUGCUCGACUGCGUCAGAGUCCAGCCGAGCGAGGGAAGGCGGAAAGAAGGAUUCAAAAAAAAAAAAGGAAAAGGACGGAGGGUGUGAGAGGCCGGGGCGAGCGCACCGAGAGCGCGUCAGAGACCAACCCGUGUGGUGCAGACCGUGGGCGGACGGAUCGACGGGCAGACAUGGAGGGCUCCACGGGGGAAGAAUACAAAGAGAAAUUAUUAUGGAACGUCAAGCGAGAGGUGAAGCAGAUUAUGGAGGAAGCAGUGACUAAGAAAUUUGUCCACGAAGACAGUAGCCAUGUCAUCGCUCUGUGCACUGCGAUCGAGGCCUGUCUGGGUCACCUGCUGAAGAGACGGGCAGCUGGGUUUCUCCGCAGUGACAAGAUUGCCGCCCUCUUCACCAAAAUUGGAAAAGUCUACGACACUGCCGGCGAGGUUUGCCGUAAAGUGCAAGAACAACUCCAGCAGCAGGCUGAUCUCACCAGGAGAACCCAGAGCAUGGGACAUGAGCCUCUGAGGAGACAAGGCUCCUCCACCACCAGCCGCCCGCCUCAGCCCCUCUCUGCUCAGGCCAUCAAACACAUCUGGGUCCGGACAGCGCUCUUUGAGAAAGUUCUGGACAAGAUAGUGCAGUACAUUGUGGACAACUCCAGUAAAUACUAUGAGAGAGAAGCUCUGAUGCAUGACUCUGUCUUUGGGCCCAUCUUGGCAGCCCUGCUGGUGGGGCCAUGUGCUCUGGAGUACACCAAGCUGAAGACGUCGGAUCAUUUAUGGACUGACCCCUCAGCCAAUGAGCUAGUUCAGCGUCACCGUAUCCACGGGGCUCACCGGAGUCAGGACACCAUUGCUGGCCGCCGGCCUGCUCUUGGGAUCCGCAAGAGGCAGUCCAGUGGCAGCAUGUCAGAAGACAGGUUCGCUGCAUCAGCGAGGGAGUACGUGGAGUCCCUUCACCAAAACUCCAGAACACAUCUUCUCUACGGCAAAAACAAUGUCCUGGUGCAACCGAAGAAGGACAUGGAGGUGUUGCAAGGCUACUUGUCGCUCCACCAGGCCGGGGACAACCUCACCCUGAAGUGGACCCCCAACCAGCUCAUCAAUGGCACAUUGGGAGAAUGUGACCUGGAAAAAAGUAUCUAUUGGGACUAUGCACUGACAGUUCCUCUGCGCCAGAUAGUCUGUAUCCACUGCCAUCAUCGCUCGGAUUGUGGUGGUACGUUGGUUUUGGUAAGUCAGGAUGGGAUCCAGCGGCCGCCCCUCCACUUCCCCCCCGGUGGUCACCUACUGGCCUUCCUUUCCUGCCUGGAAACAGGCCUCUUACCACGGGGUCAGCUGGAGCCCCCCCUCUGGUCUCAGAAAGGCAAGGGAAAGGUGUUCCCUAAACUGAGGAAGAGGAGCAGUGCUGCGCGGCUCAUUGACCAGGACAGCAAUGGUGAGGAACAGACAGCUGCUGACUAUGUGUUUCGCAUUGUCUACCCAGGAUACCACUACGACGCCACAGUCACUAUAAAUUACCAUCACACCACGGGCAGCCGCGCUCCGUCGCUGGACGAUGACGAAGAAGAGGAAGAUAGGCUCCAUGCUAUGAUCUCAAUGAUCUGCUCGCGGAACCUCACAGACCCUAAUGUCAUGAAAGACCAUGGGGAAAUGAUGGAGAUGCAGGGUUUUGGAGGAAGCCCGUCGUCAUGGCAACAUGCUGAAGUAACCACGUACGAAUCCCUGUGCCAGUCCUGCUCCACAGCUGGUAGCAAUGUGUCUUUCGACUACCCGGCCAGCUGUACCUGCAUACACAACCCAUCAGACAUUCACACUAUUCCUCUGAAGAUGCUCUGCCAGAACAUGAAGAGGCAGAUAGUCUCCAGAGCCUUUUAUGGAUGGCUGGCCUACUGCCGACACCUGUCCACUGUGCGGACUCACCUGUCAGCUCUGGUCAACCACAACAUUGUUCCUCCAGACAGACCUUGUGAGGCAUCCGGGGGCCUCAGCAAAGAGGUGUGGAGCAAGUACCAGAAAGACUGCAAGAACUAUAAGGAGCUGGAGCUUCUGAGGCUGGUUUAUUACGGCGGAGUGCAGCAUGACAUCAGGAAGGAGGUUUGGCCUUUCCUGCUUGGACAUUACAAAUUUGGCAUUGGCAAAAAGGACAUGGGCCAGAUUGAUGCAAAGAUCAGUGAGCGCUACCAGAAGGUGAUGCGGGAGUGGAAGGCCUGUGAGGUGAUCGUCAAGCAGAGGGAGAAAGAGAUGCAGUCGGCCAUCUUUGCCAAGCUCUCUUCAGGCAGCAGCAUCGACAGUCACGUCCUGCGACUGGUUCACAGAGACUCCACACUCAGCAAUGAGGUGUUUAUGUCGGUGGAUGAGCCAGACACAGGCAGCCAGGAGACCCCCAGUGCCGAGGACAGCACUCCCACCAUGACCACCUUGGUCCCUACCGCCGCCCUCCCCCCAGAGGAGCGUCCUCUGGUGGAAUUUGACUCCCCCGACUCAGGUCUCCCCUCCUCCAGAAACUACUCAGUGACAUCUGCUCAUUCCCAGAUCCUGUUGAGCAUAGACGACGGCCAGAGCACGGAGGAGGAAGGGGGGGUCGGGGAGGAGGGCAGGACUCUAGGUGUGCUGGGGGGGCGUCAGGACUCUCUGACCGAGGACAGGCUGUGUAGCCAGCUGGACAAACUGAUGAACGAUGGAACGUCUGCUGAGGGGAUUUCACCAUCGCUGUCCUCAUACACAAUCGAGCUGUUGGACAUAGUUGCCCUGAACCUUCACAGGAUAGACAAAGAUGUGCAACGCUGCGACCGAAACUACUAUUACUUCACUGCAGCCAACUUGGAGAAACUACGCAACAUCAUGUGCAGUUAUGUGUGGGAGCAUUUAGAGGUGGGCUACGUUCAGGGCAUGUGUGACCUGCUCGCUCCACUCAUGGUCAUCCUGGACGAUGAGUGCCUGGCGUACAGCUGUUUCACUCAGCUAAUGAAGAGGAUGAGUCAGAACUUCCCUAAUGGUGGAGCCAUGGACACACACUUUGCCAACAUGAGGUCACUGAUCCAGAUCCUGGAUUCGGAGCUGUUUGAACUGAUGCAGCAGAAUGGAGAUUACACUCACUUCUACUUCUGUUACCGUUGGUUCCUGCUGGACUUCAAGAGAGAGCUCCUGUACGAGGAUGUGUUUGCGGUGUGGGAGGUGAUCUGGGUGGCUCCCAGGAUUUCCUCGCGGCACUUUGUCCUCUUCCUGGCCUUGGCCCUGGUCACAGUUUAUCGCGAAAUCAUCAUGGACAACAACAUGGACUUCACCGACAUUAUCAAGUUCUUCAAUGAGAUGGCCGAGCGUCAUGAUGUCCAACACAUCUUGAAGAUUGCACGUGAGCUGGUGCACAGAGUUCAGUCUCUGAUGGACAACAAGUGACCGAAGAGCAAGUGGAGAAGGAGGAGGAGGAAUGGGAGGAUGCAGAAGGAGAGUACGUAUAAUCCCACAGGACACUCAGCUCUUCCUCUCCGAGUGUUUCCAGACCUCCAUCUCUCCAGAGAAGGUGCAAAGAGGUCUUCUCCCUGGCCAGAGGAGGGUCCCGAGAGUGAAAUGGACGGGCUCUGGAGCUUGGCCUGGAACUGUUUACAUUUACCUUCACAUGGAAUGCUCAUGGUUUCAGUUCAGACAUGUGGAUUUGUCUGCAUGCUUUAAGUUUGAUCACACUGUGAGCGCAUUCUAUUGUGAGUCUCCCCAGUAUUGCAGAGCUUGUUUGAGUGCAUGAAAACACACACACACACACACGCACACACACGCACACACACGCACACACACAAUAUUAACUUCAGUUAGCAGUCUGAUUUCUAGUCUCACCCUUUUCCACAACUCUGAACUAGAAGAUAUUGGAUGAAGCAGUGUCAGUGUUUGACGGACAGAGGUGUUCCUCCAGCAGAGGCCAUUCAAGAGUUCAGGAUUUACACACAACAUCAUCAGUGGAGCAGAGGACUCAGCCACCAAGAAGUUUUCAUCAGUGACCAAAUGGACUGUGCCAACUAACUUUUCAUGGGUGUUUUCUACAACUAGCAUGUGUGUUUUUACCCCCACCCCCCAUCCCUUCUUUUUUUUUUUUGUCCAGGAGUUUAUUAUCACACAAAUGUUGCCUUCAUCAGUAACAGCCCAAGGUCCUUGUUGCACUUUGUGAGGGCUUCCUUCCUGGCGCCUGUGAAGGCCUCAGGCCUCACCACAGGCUGGAGAGGCUGGAGGCACCACAAGAGGCCACAUUGUUGAGAAACUCAGGAUGAUUCGCAGCCAACUUUUCUGAGCAUGUCAGUCAGUCAGAGCAUGUUUAACUCUCGUUCCAAGACAGAAAGAUGAACUAAUGGCAGAGCACAAAGGAUGACAAAAGCACACAGGUUGUUAUUUAAACACAAAACUUCUCUGUUAUUAAAAAAGCUAUGAUUACCCACACACACUUGGGUUUUAAGUCUUAUUCUGGUAUUUGAAUAAAAACAGUAAAGUUGGACUUUUUAUAGCCAAAAUAAAUCUAAAUGAAAUAAAGGGACUUGAGGUUCUACAUCACACGUGCAUCAUGUAAGUGGCAGUGUGGAGUCGGCUUCAAACCAGCAAUCAAAUCAUAAAUUUAUUUAAAGAUUUGAUUUAAAAUCCUUCCUAGAAUAUGUCACCCUGUCUCAGAAUGUCUUGGGCUUCUUGCCAUGAAUGAAGUUUGAUUUGAGAAACAGACUGUGGUUAAUGAUUCACAAAAUGACAUAUGUCAUAAAAAGUGACCAAAAGACAACGCCAGCUAGGUAUGAGUGUUCAUGAAUCGGUUUCACAUUUGAUAUGAGGUUAUUACAGCUUCAGUGACGGGUUAUCCAGGUCAUGCCUGCUGUUUCAGCUUGUCGGUGUGAGGCAUGAUGAUGAUGAUGAUCUUGGACAUGUAGAUGUGACAUUAGGAGAAUCCUCUGACCUGCUGCAGGUUUGCUUAUCUGAUGAACUUCAUCAAGUGCACAAGGGCUCGCCCGCAGACUCUUUGAGCUCUUUAUGCCCACUUUCCUUAAGUCAGCACCGACUUUGGCUGAGGGAAUUACCCACAGUUCAUAGCGUUGUGACACGAAACACAGGGUUACUAGGGGGAAGCCCGGUAACGUAUUUAAAAAGGUAAAAAACAUUAAAUUAAUUAUUUGCAGAUGACCUCUCAUCCACGCUGUAAGGCAAGACCCUGGAACAUGUUCAAAUCCAGUCGGUGCCUCAAGUGCCUUGGCCGUGAACAAAGUAAAAUAAAGAAACCACCAGAGUCAGCCACAUGUUUUUGCGCUGUCAGGUGAUGUGAACAUUUUGCAUGGUGAAGGUGAGCUGCUGUCCCAUUCCUGUUUAUACCAGUUCAGGCCCUUCAGACUCUCCCACUCAGUCACUGACCAGGUGACAUCACUAAGGUCUGUGAGAUGUCAGGGGUCAGAUAUCCCACAUCUACACCAUGUGUUUGGAGGCAUUCUGUUUCCUUCCAUGCGGGUUCUGCCUCUGCGUGAAUGAACGGGGCAGGCAGCUGAUAGUGUUAAGUGAUGACGGAACAUUUCAUCAGUGUUUGAAUAUGUUUUUAAAAGAACGAUAUGAGUUCUGUAGAGGAUAGAACUGUCAAGAUGUGUCAGGCUUUGGAUACAAACACUAUACUUACUACUCGGUUACAUUCAGUGUUGGUUUGGAUGUUUUCAUGGAGAGCACUUACCAAAAGAAAAGUCACCAUUUCUAUUCAUACAUUUAUGUUUUUGGAAUGUUCAGAGUCAAACAUGCACACUGAUCUGAGGGCAGCGUGGAACCUGUCAAGCCUUGCGUUGGGUCCAGCAGUGCUGUCAUGAAAUGUGGCUGCAGUUGUCCAUGUGGAACUUGAUUCUCCUCCUGGGCCAAGUCCAGCGUCUUGAAAUGUGUUGGUCUAACCAACAGAUGCCUGGUUACAGGUGUAGAAACAUACCUGAGACAAACGCAGAUUUUGAUGCCAAACUUUGUUCAGUGUACAGGUUGGUUUUGGCCUCACAAUGACGCCACAGAUUAUUCGUGUUUGUAUCUGAAGGGAAUCUGGGACAUUUUUGAUACCGUUUCCAAUCCCCCUCAUCAGUGUGACCCUUUACCUCCUCACCCUCCUUGCCUCUUUCAAAUGUCCAAAAUGGCUGCAUACCAUUGGUCAUCCAGCACGGACCUGCACCUGUGAUUCAAGUGCCAAGAGUCUUCCCCAAACCUGAAGUGUACUGUAGUCAUUUGGCUGUUUGAUGUGCUAGUUUGAUCCCAGGAAUGGGCGGUGGUGUAGAUGUACCUUGCAACGGACUCUUCCCCUCCAUCACCCUGCCUCCACAGCGACACAGGGGGUCAGAAAGGGAAACCUGGGCCCAUAGCAGUCUUAUCUUCCAAUCAGGACUUUGGGCCUCAUGCAAGGAUGAGCAGAUUUGUUCUUAAAUUAUGCGUAUGAGUGAUAUAGGAGAACUUAACCAAUUUUUUUCUAAUUUGAGAUUUCUUUUAAGUACGAACAGAAUUUAGGAGUUGUCCAGACCUGUCGUAGGAGUCACCUAAAUUAGUUAAUCAAAUCAGGUUUAUCCACAUAUGGAUCGUUUUUUUUCAUCACUUUGAAGCAAUUAUACAUAUAAACAUCUAUUACAAUGUAUUAAAGUUAUAUAAAAAAUAUAUAAAUGUCUCCUCAUUAUGUUGAAAUUAUUCUGUUUAAUCUGUUUAAUCUGUUUUAAAAUCAUAUAUAUAUAUAUAUAUUUCGUUCCUGUUAAACGUUCAGGGGAGCACACAUCUUUGGCAGUUGGCAUGCGAGUGGCGCAGUUUCUGGCUUGAUAUGUCAGUUAUUGAUUGUCAUCAUGGAAACUAUAUUCAGAUAAUUUACCUAAAUUUCAUUCAUAUUAGCUCGUGACAUCUCCAGUCAACCUGCAGAUGAGACAGGAGCAUCAUACAACAAGUGUCACAUGCUCAUUGCCGUGGUAAAGACGCUUUUACACAGUUGGUGGUAAACUGCUCCACACGUCAGAGAAGACACGUCAAAUCAUUUUAGCAUGCUGCAUAUUGUAUAAUAGUGCAAUGAAAAAAGUGCACUGAUCCAGCACCAGCAACACUCUCAUGACACGUAUUGUUUCAUUCAGAACAGUGACACAGACUCACUCUGACCACCCUGCAGUCAUCCAUCACCUCGCUGUGGCGAGUGUUUUUUUAUAAACCAUUUUCAUAUUGAUGCAUUUCCUCUUUAUUUCAGUGACAGUGCGACUCACAGGUGACUCAGUGUUAACAGAUCUGCUUUAGUCCGUCACUUAUCUCCUGCUGACGCUGCUAGGAUAUAGACUUUCAUUUAUGUAACUUCAAUCUCCGAUCUUAAUUUAUAAACUCUUCCUGAUGUGGGGCAGGAAGCGAAACCGUAUAUGGAAUUUUGGGGGCAUUGAUUAUGCUCGCUCAAAUACGCACAGGUGACAUUCAUUCUGUUUACACACGAAAUUUAAACAUUUUUCUGAAGAUCGAAGCGUUUGAUGAAUCCGACGAGGUCUAUUUGUACGAACUCACUUUGCGAACAGAUGUAGGAGAAAUUUAGGAUCAGAAUACGAACAUGUUCUUGCAUGAGGCCCAUUGUGAACCAAAGCCUUGAAACUAGAGCCCGACUGAUACUGGAUUUUUGGGGCGACUUAAAAAUGUCACUGUCUUAUUGUCUCUCUUGACCUGUUCAGGGACUACAAAUAGAAAUUAGCUAACUAGCUAAAUUUGGCAUUAAUUAGUUUGAUUUGAUUUGUUUUUCGGCAAAAAAAAAAUCAUAUUUCUUCAUAUCAGACAAUAUACAAGUGUAAGCUAUAAGCUGAUAUGGGCCAAUGUGGUCAGACAAAAUUGUCUGACUGAUGUAUCGGUCGGACUCUACUUGAAACAGCCCCCUCUGUGGCAUGACAAUAAUGUGCAAUUUCCUAGUGCAUCUUGAAGACUGACUGUUUACUAUGUGUGUAAAAUAUUUUUGAAAACAGUGAUCUUGGAUUCUUUAACUACAGUGUAAUUUCUGUCGUUUGAGGAAACCCAUCAAAGUCUGUAUUGCUGUAAAUACUACCCGAAAACCCAAUAUUUCUAUGAUGACAGUCAGAACAUAUCUUAUUUUGAGAUCUAUUUUUUAUGUUGGUUUUAGCGGCACUAGUCAGAGGUGUAUACUGUGCAGAGCUGCAGAAUGUGUGCAGACCAUGUACACGGUGACUGUUAAGUGUUCUUUCUCAAUGUUGUGCACUGACUUCAAGAUUUCAAAUUUCUAUUUAUGUAGAGAGCCAGUGAUUGCAUUGCUGAACAUGUACUAGUAAGGAUGUAUCAUUUGCCUUGAAUGUAAUGUAUUAUUAAAUACGGGGUUGUUCAGUA
This is a messenger RNA of Scophthalmus maximus (turbot), 8673 nucleotides long. RefSeq names its product small G protein signaling modulator 2 (gene sgsm2). NCBI's taxonomy places the organism in Eukaryota, Metazoa, Chordata, Actinopteri, Pleuronectiformes, Scophthalmidae. The transcript is spliced from 24 exons. Gene Ontology annotation, molecular function: GTPase activator activity. The coding region runs from base 544 to 3753 and encodes 1069 amino acids. The record is from RefSeq and is a predicted model, not a curated record.